AUGAGGGAGCAUCAAGAAAGGGUCGAUAAGAUACCAGGUGCCCCAAAGUUGCUGCCAAAGGGAGAUGUUGGUCGGUUGGUCGAACAACCAUACAGCGAAGAAGCAGCUCCAUAUGCCAUUCCCAAAACCUUCAAAAUGCCACCGUACCUGAAGAUAUACGACGGUACUACAGACCCCGAGGAUCACAUCAUCCACUACGUCACAGCGGUGAAGGGCCACGACCUUUCAAAAGAACAAAUACCAUUAGUGCUACUGAAAAUUUUUGGCGAAACCCUGACGGAGGGAGCCUUAACAUGGUAUUCACAACUGCCGGCGCGGUCAAUAGCAAUGUUCGAGGAAAUGGCCGAUAAGUUCUUCACUACCCACGCAGGGGCUAAAAAGGCUGAAGCUAGGGUGAACAACAUAUUCGCCGUUAGGCAAUCGCCUGGCGAAGGACUCAGAGACUUCCUCGCCCGAUUUAACAGAGUGAGAAUGAGCCUGCCAAAUGUAUCGGAAGGGAUGGCGGUAGCAGCCUUCCGGAACGGGUUGAAUAGGAACGGGUCAAGGACAAACGUCAUCAGGGACCCCGACACCGUGGAAGCUGCUGAAUCAAUGAUAGAUGAUCUUGAUCCCGUCCAACUAGAUAGCAGAGACGUCAACAAAAAGGAUUACAUCGGACACAAGCUCUCAGAACCAGAUAUGCCAGGCAUCCCAAAAGACAUUGCCACCCACAAGAUAUGUCGACCCGCUUUAUCCACCAGUGCGGCAAGUAAGAAGAAAAUUCAACGCCGCAAUCAACGAGGUUGUUAG
Messenger RNA from Nicotiana attenuata, 789 nucleotides. RefSeq lists its product as uncharacterized. The record is from RefSeq and is a predicted model, not a curated record. Lineage: Eukaryota; Viridiplantae; Streptophyta; Magnoliopsida; Solanales; Solanaceae. Bases 1 to 789 code for a protein of 262 amino acids. The transcript is spliced from 3 exons.